Lactuca saligna is the source of this 636-nucleotide messenger RNA. The record is from the annotation of a GenBank genome assembly. Lineage: Eukaryota; Viridiplantae; Streptophyta; Magnoliopsida; Asterales; Asteraceae.
AUGCAUCAACCCAUUCCUUCACUUUUCUCAUCCCAAUCAAAUAAAAGGGAAACAAAUGUUCCAGACUAUGCAUAUGAUGAUGAUGAUAAUGUGAUGGUGUCAUUUGCUGAAAUUCAGUUUCACCCAGAAGAAGAUAAUAUUCCAAAUCACAUGCUUAUGUCUGGGAAACAAUUUAAGAUUUUGAACAACAAGUUGAAUUCGUUGUUGCAAAUUCAAGCAGAUACAGGGGGUCGACAUUCGAAGUGGACAUAUAACAAUAUUCAACAUGAGAUCACCAAGUUUCGUGAUGUAGCCAAAGAACAUCACAUUCUUUUUGUUGAAGAAGUACAGAAGUCUUCAUGGAAAGUCUAUGUGGUUGUCGAAACAAUAAAGAAGCUUGCAGAAUAUAACAAUUCUUUUACUACAAAGGUGGAUGUUAAGAAUGAAUUUGAUUCAAAAGUGUUGCUCAAGCUUGAUGAAGUUUUGGGUAACCUGAAGGAGUCCAUGUCAAAGCUUGAUCUUUCUCAACAAUCCACUAUUUCUAUGGAGUCCAUUUCGAAGAUGAUUUCAUCUCUCGAAAAGAGUCUAAAAAUAAACCUAGCUCUUAUUCUUCAACUCAUGUCUUUCCUGCCAACAAAUUGCCCACCUGUCAAAUAA